Messenger RNA from Dujonia railenensis, 6114 nucleotides. NCBI's taxonomy places the organism in Eukaryota, Fungi, Ascomycota, Pichiomycetes, Serinales, Debaryomycetaceae. The record is from the annotation of a GenBank genome assembly.
AUGUCAUCGUUUAUACCAGAGAAUUUGGCAGAUGAUCCAAUCGCUUCUAAGAAGGAUUUAGAGGAGGAACAUACCAGGGAAUUGCAGAUUGAAGAAGCCUUCAGGAUAUUCCAGAGAGCUCUUGAACUACAACAAGCUUCACAAUUCGAAGAGGCGUACAAGUUGUACGAGAAUAUCUUUAAACUUGAGGUGGUAUCCAAUCAUUACUAUGAAGAGCAAGAUUAUAUAAAAGGACUUCAAAAUGGUGCUUGCAAUACCGUUGUCGACGAAUUAUCUUUCCUCUCACCGAAAGUGAAACAACUAAGGUACCUAGUUUUCCGUAAUCGAGGGUUCCUUUACUUCCAAAUGAUGAAAAAUCAGAAACUCGAGCUCGAGUCGCUGCAUAGUAGUGAAAAUGAUGACAUUGAAAGGUUCAAGCAAAUGUUUUACUCUAUGAUUGAUGAUUUUAUAAUCUGCUUUGUUUAUCAAGAAGUAGAUGAAGAAAUUUUGAAAGCCUUGUAUCAAAUCUUUUAUUAUUUGAAAGUCUUGAGAUUGGAGAGGUUCACCAUCGAAUAUUCAUUAAGUUCAUUACAGGAAAGUAAAGAAAUCUUAGGAUUGUUACCUGUGGACAAAUUUCUGGUCAUGAAGUUCGAACAUUUCAAAAGGAAAUUGAGUUUGGAAUUAGAUAACCCUAAAUUUCAACCUAAAGAACCUAAAGCUUCAUUUGAAGCAAAGAUAGAAAAAAAUCUUAAUUUUCUUGAACCAAUACGACAAGAUUUAGAGAAGCAAAAGGCUACAGCCAACUCUUUGCAUGAGGUAGAUGUCAACUUGAAUAAUAGCAAACUAGAUUGGUGCCAAGUUAUAGAGGCAUUGAACUCCAAGUUGAGACUGGUACAUGACAAAACUAAAAUACAAGACUUAGCGAGAUCUAAAUUGAGAAAUCCCGAUGGCUAUUUACUUAGUGAAAUUCCAAUAGAGAGAAUUAAUUUCAAUUUUCCUAAAUUAAAGGGCAUCGAAGAUGAAGAGGAAGAAGAAGAAAUUAUUCCCAGUGAAGUUGCGGAGUUAGACUCAGACAAAGAGGGCGAUGCUGUAGAAGAUUUAGUACAUGACGGCGGAGAAGAUGAGAAAGAGAUAGAAAAUAAUGCAGAGGUUGGAGAAAAAGUUGAAACACAACCAGAAACUCCUGGAGUGAAAGAAGAGGCUAAAAGUACCAAUGAAAAGCAUGAUGCAGCUGUUCCAAAGGAUGUUGACAAUGAACAUGUCCACGCAGAAACAAUGUACAAAGUUAGUACCAAUAUUACAGACUCUGAGAAAGUGUUAGAAACAAAAGAUGACAAGUUGGAAGAAAAUGGAGAUCAACUAAAACUCUCUGUGGAAAACAACCUGGAUGAGGAGAAUGAGGAAUUUUUCGAAAGUAAAGAAAAGUUUACCACUGCAGAGAGUAGCCCUCGGAAACCACGAACCAACAACCCGUUAGCAUUUAUAGAUGUUAAUGCUGCUGAAGUAAUCUCCACUAAUCUGGAAGAGGAUUCGGACUCUAAAAGGAGAACCAUGCAAAGAUCAUCUAAGCGACUCCAAAGAAGUGAAACACAAUCUGGGGCUAUUGAAAUAAAGAUAUCCGAAGAAACAUUCAUUGAGACUUCAAAAUUUUUUGAGCAAUUGAAUGAGUUCUUCGGUAAGGUAGACAGCAAAAUUAAACUCGAAAACAUUGUCGUAAAAUACGUGAAUGGUGAAACUGAUAGUAUAUUUGGCGAUUUCAUGAAAGCACUUAGCAAGUGGCUGAAAGUAUACACUCCUAACUUAUUUAUUAACUCGACCGGCUUACUGGACCAGAAGCUGAUCGUUUCUUCACAAGUUUCAAAUCAAUCACCCGACGGUGAGACAGUAGAUACAAACCAAGUCGUGGGAAGUGGUGCAGAAGGGACACUUUCACUGUCAGCUGAAGGACAGUCUAGUGCUGAAAUUGAGAAGCAGAGACUCUUAGAAGUCCUUAAUUCCUUUGACCUCAAAGCUAAAUCAUCUCAAACGCUCAGUGAUCCUGACAUAGCCGAAUUAUCUAGUAUUGAAACUCCGCUAGAAAUAAGAAAGUUUUUACAGGGAUCUCAAGAUGUGCAUUAUGACGACUUGAGAUUUUUAAUCAUCCAACGAUUUCUUCUGAAGAGUAAAGGAAACUCAUGCUUAAUCACCGACACUCGCUGGAACGCUAAACUCUUCAAAUUAGUUCAAGAAAUGGUUUUACAAUGCGAGAGCACUAUCCUAAAUAGGUGGAAAAAUCUACAUGGAUGUAGUAUCGAGAAAGCAGAUAUAAGUAUGGCAAUUGGAAUUUAUGAGGUUAUUGUAGAUUCGUUUAUGACUACCAGGGCAAGUUUGACAAGUACAUACAACUCGGCAAGUCGCAAAACUUUCAAAUCCAAUAAACAUACAAUCACAAACUUACACUUUGAAAUGUUGAAGUUCAAAGAUAAGUUGAAACGUUGGAAGUCAUUUAUCGAAGAUUACAUUUUCUUACUUAGAAAUGAAGAACUAGAGAAGGAAUUAUGGUACAGGUACCAAUGGGCAAUAACUUUUCACGAAAAGGCUUCUUCAGAAUCAUAUGAUUGUAGUUUCAUGUCAGUUAUUUUAGAAGAGAUGUUAGAAAAAGUUACUGCAAAUGAUGACUUAGGUAUUCAUAUACCUAUGCCAAACUAUGAUAAUAUCCUAGCCAUCUCUAUUGACACAAUUAAGUCGAGAAUGAACACAAUCUCAAUUUUAUCUGUUUUCUCCAAGAUUUUAAACAGUGAAGGAGAUAAUAACGAAGCAAUAUUGUUGUUAGAAAAAAUUUUAAUUGACCCAAAUGUGGAUCUGGGAUUAGACAACAAAAAGGUCUCAACUAGAUCGAGAACUCGCUCAAGAUCUCAAACACAGCAAGUAGUUUUGAAAAAGGAAAAUACUGAGCAAGUAGAGCAAUUGAUUGCCUCUAUAAAACCUAUUAAGGAAUUUUUGGACAACUCAAAAAUAGAUAUGAAGCUCAGCUUAUGGAAUAUCCUAUUUCUGUUUUACAGUGAAACCAACCUAUUAGAACAAUUUCAAAUGGGGUUUGAAAGGCUUCUUCAAUUCUUUUUAACAUACUUUAGGGGAAAUAGAUAUCGAAGUUUAGAUGAAAGUACACAAAAGAUUCCAACUUUGCUCAAAAUCCUAGGAUGCUAUGGAGAUUAUUUAGAAAUGCUAUUAGAGAAAUUGAAGACAAAUAAGUGGCGUUUGAAGGAUACGUCGUCAAUUAAUAAUAAUAUUUCAAACACGUUAAGGAGGUUAUUGAUAAUGUUCGAACUCUUGUACUUAUUUAGUCUUCAUGAAGAAUCGGCUAUAAUUUCAACUACCACUAUUUCCAUCAAGAGCUCAUCGACUAGAGUUUACGAAAAAUUAAAGGAUAUGCUUGUGCAUACAGUUUGCCUCAUUUUUAUAUACUAUUCUACCUUACUUAGAAGCAAAAAUCGGGAGCAAGUCAUGCAUAAUCUCAUUGUUAUGAUUCAUGAUCAGUUUGGAUUGCGAAGACUUUGUGCAUCAGGUAAGGGAUCAUUGCUCUCAUUGGCACAUGACACAUUGACUUCGUUGGGCCAGAGCACCACUUUUAAAGGAAACUGUGAGUUUGAUUUAAUUCAAAUUAUCAGUUGUCGCUACCAUUAUAAAUUGACUAUUGAUAAUUUUACGCCAAUAGAACAUGACACAGAUCAGCCUGUUGAUUUAGACCUAUCUUCGACUAUUGAAUUAUCUAAAUUGAUAUUGCCACUCUGUUUCAAGAAGAAUCCUAUACUCCAUCCUCCAAAAGCGGACAUGAAAAUGAUAAUUGAUGCUUUUUUUGAAGUCGUUGGAGAACCGGAGGUUGAAGCAAAUUCAGUUUUAACAAAAAAUAACCAAAGGAUAGAAUAUUUAUUCGAUUCCACGAUUAUAACUCCAAAAUUACUUCGUGAUUCUUUUCAUGGAUUAGUCAAUUGUGGUUUUGAGAAGAAUGAUACUUUAUCAAGUGUUGUUGUGGAUGGAUUAUAUUAUUUGCAAGGUUUAUUGGUCUUCACUUCAUACAAAAUCAGGAAGAAGUCUAUGCAGAGUAGAGCUGUGGAAUUAGAAACAAUAAUCAAACUAUUGAAAGAUGAUUUAAUGUAUGGAAGCAAUAGGGUAGAAAGUUGGUUUCUAUUGGGACAAGCUUAUGGAUAUCUAGUUGAGGAUGACUUGAUAUGGACUUCUGAUAAAUUGAUCUUCCCAGAGAGAAAAACAUCGACAGCCAAUCUUCAAAGAAAAUCCUUAAUCUGUUACUUGAUGGCAAUUAAUGAAUCCCUUAAAAUUCCCAGUACAGAUAAAGUUCGCAGACAUCUCGUUCAACCUAUAUUUGGUAGUAUUUUGUCACAUUUUGCUAAAGAAAUGUAUAAUGCGUGUAUGAAGCCAAUGGACAUGCAUGCUUUUAAAGUUCAACUGAAUCCCAAGUUUAUAAGAGCUGAUGAUCAGACAACCAAUGGUACUGGUGGAAACUUUGUAUCAGUAUCUGCUAAAAGUCCAACAAACAUAAAACUUUGCUUGAAAAUUAUUCAGCAGUCAUUACAUUUGGCGAUAAAUGAAAACAAAUCUGACUGGACAAACUAUUAUUACCUUUCCAAAGUUCAAAGCAAAUUAAACUUAGAAGCAGAGCUAGUGUUGGAUACCUUAAUAUUGGCAGCAGAGUUAGCAACAGAGCAAUCUAACCCCGCGGAUCCGAUAGUCGAGCCCCAUUAUAGACUAUGCUCUUUAAUUUACAAAUAUGUCAAAAGUGAUAAAAUCGAUGUCGAAAGAGGAUUAGCGUUUUUGAAUCUCGACAAGAUAGUUACACCACCUACGCCAUACAUGGGUGGGCAAUCAAAGGAGCAAUUUUAUACAUAUGUCACUUUGUGCCUAAAGAGGGUAAUGCAUUACGACAAGAAGAAAUGGCAUCAUAAGCCAAGAUACAGAUUGUCUAAAAUUUAUUAUGACGAUCUUAAUGAAAGCAAUGAAGCAAAAGAAGAAAUGGGGAACAUUGUCUCAUUAAAAGCAACCAGCAAAACGUUAGUCCUGAUUUGGAAACCCGAAUAUGAACGACCAGGUAAACAUUUUCAUUACACUUUUGAAUAUGCAUUAUUUUACAUAAUUAUACUUACCAAGGAAUUAAACUUGACUUCGUUGAUUCAGAUGCUCCCUAAAUUACGUCGUUCCAAUUCGACAAUGCUUUCAUUAUUUACGGCAUGGGAAACUUUGUGCUCUUCAAUUUGCAGAAUUAUCAGAGAACUGUUGGUAAUUACAGAUUCAUUCACUGAAACAUUCUUAAAUCAAACUACGUAUCAGGUUUUCAUUCUUCAUUCUAAAGGAAUGGUUGAUUUCUUGAACUCUAAAGAAAAUGAUAUUCCUGGUGAAGUGGAGAUACACCUAAGCUAUCUUUAUGCGAUUAGUGAUAUGAAAAAGUAUAAUAACGGAUAUGGACCCACAAGUUUAAUUGAUGAUACAAUUGUUUCAGUGUACAUUCGACUUUUUGAGAUAUUUUCCACCAAGUAUAAUAAAGUCAAUACCGAAAAUGAAAUCACCGACUCACCAUCUGGUCGCCCCAAAAAAUUGGCAAAACGUGAUGUUUUUCCGUUCAUCUCAGAUAUAUUGAAAAAUUCUAGAAGAGAAAUUGAAGAAGUGUUGAAGAAUAAACCAGAUAUAUUCAAUGAUUUUGUGUUUGAGUCCCUUGAGAAUGCCAAAAAACUUGAAGAGGAAGUGAAGUCUACAAAAAGCAAUGGUGACUCUGGGAGCGCAACGAUUAUGGAAAACGAUGAAGGGGAUUCUACGUCAAUUAAAGCGAAGACCCCAACUGAAAAUGAAACAGCCAUCGAUGGUUUACCCGAAAAAGAAUCAAACGGAGAUCCCUGUGAUCUUACUGAAGCUGCAACUGAAGCUAAUGCAGAUAAGGAAUCUGUAGUUGCGAGAAAUUUACCUGAACUCCAAGAAGCAGAAGCCAAAGCCGAAGACGAAGAAAAAGUUAUAGUUGUGGAUGUCAUUGAUGCACAAGAUAGCAAAAAAAGAGAUUUAACUGAGCAGGAUGGAAAUGAAAUCAAAAGAGCUAAAAUCGAGAAGGAAGUUAAUUCUGAAGUAACCGAAAUAGAUCGAAAGAAUUUGUGA